Messenger RNA from Menidia menidia (Atlantic silverside), 6704 nucleotides. NCBI's taxonomy places the organism in Eukaryota, Metazoa, Chordata, Actinopteri, Atheriniformes, Atherinopsidae. The record is from the annotation of a GenBank genome assembly.
ACAGGUCCGCCCGGUCUGCUCAUGCGCUGCUUUUACUGGCGACACACCUGCCGGCCUGGGUGGAGCUGAGACAGGUGGACGCUCCUUAACCCAGGGGAGACACCUCCAGUAACAGAGAGGGAGCUGGAAGUAACACAACCAGACUCAGAUUACACCAAACGGGUCCCAACCGUCUCCCAAGAUGUCCAAGAAAAAGGAAGCAAGCUCUGUGAAGUUGACCAGGACUCAGGCCACGGAUCUGGCUGUGCUGAUCAGCCGCAUGCAGCAGAACGCCGAUCAGGUGGAGAAGAACGUUCUGGAAGCUGACCGCCUGCUGGCUUUGGACAACGAGCGAGAAGAGAGGGCCGAGGAGCUGGUCCACCAGACAAAGAACGCUGACAACCUGGCACAGGCCGAAGGCCUUCUGAAGGACCUUUUCCUGGAUGUGGACAAAGCCAAGAAGCUGAAGCACCCGCAGGCCAGUGAGAUAGAGAGAGAUGUCAAAAAUCUGCACGACCGCUGGGCCCAGAGCUGUGCCACCUACAGGGAGCUGUACGACCAGGUGAAGGACCUGGCAUCCAGUCAGAAAAUCGACUGGGGCCCUCUCCUGGACAAAAAGCUGGUCCAGCUGAAGGGCGAGUACGGCCCCAGCCUGCCGGACGUGGAGAAGCAGAUCGCCGAGCACAACAUCCUGCACCAGGAGAUCGAGGCCUACAGCGGGCAGCUGCAGCCCGGCACCACCAGCUCAAAGGAGCAGUACGACACCCUCAAAGACAAAUAUGCCGACCUUUUCGAGAGCUCCCAGCGCCGGGGCCACCACCUGGCCUCUCUGUACGAGUACAUGCAGAGCUGCAGCAAGGAGCUGGUCUACCUGUCGGGCCAGCAGGAGAGGAUCCUCAGCAGGGACUACAGCGACCGCAUGGCCGACCCCCCGGGCGUGCGCAUCGAGUACGAGAACUUCAAAAGCAACGGCCUGCUCGCACAUGAGCGGGAGGUCAACCUGCUGCAGGAGGAGGGAGACCGUCUCGUGGCUUUGAAACAUCCCGGCACCCCGACAGUAGAGGCACACAGGGAUGCAGUGCAGGGUGAGUGGCAAGCCUUCCUCAACCUGUGUAUUGCACAGGAAGCACAUUUGGACAACAUUGACAGCUACAGGAAGAUGCGUUAUGCAAUUCAGUUCCAGCUGGAUGCAGAGACCUUGUCAGAGUCCCUGGAGAGGCUCACAUCCACCAUGGACCCCAAAUCCCUGACCAACAAGAGCAACUCGGAGGCCCUGCUGGAUCUAGAGGGGGAUGAGCCGGCCGUGAGGAGGAACGAGCAGAGGCUGGCCGCCCUCAGGGAGAGCGUGAGCGACGUCGUGCCGCUCAAAUUGCGCAGAAUCCUGCCCGCCGAGCCCACCACCGCGGUGGCGCUGUGUGACUGGGCGGAUGAAGACGACACGGUGAGACGUGGCGACACGCUAAAACUGAAAUCCAACUCCAACAACGUGAACUGGGAGCUUCGUACAAGCAGCGGAAAGAUCAAAACCCUCCCGGGGGCGUGCUUCAUGGUCCCCCCGCCUGAUUCUGAGGCCCUGGAGACGGUCAACAGCUUGGACAGAAAGCUGAGAGACCUAAAGCACCGCAGAGCUACACUGAUGACCUCACUGAAGACCCCCAGGGUGGAGGUGGUUCAUUCUGUGAAUGCAGCUCCGGUGAACAGCGCCCCGGAGGACAGCAAAGCUGCAGAGCUCAACAACAAAUUAGACAACAUCAACAAAGCCCUGGAUCAGAGUGAGAAAGAAAUCCUGAACAGGCUGAGGACCCCUCUGGAGAAGCGCAAUCCCACCCAAGACCUGGCCAACAGGGUGCAGGAACAUAAUAAAUCUGGACUGACCGUCAGGAAGCUGGAGUCUGAGAAGUCUGCCGUGCAAAGAGAGAUGGAUCCUCUUUUGUCCAAAAAGCCCCUGAGCCCCACAGCGGCCAGCCUCCCCAGUAAACUCUCUGCUGCCAACAACAAGAUCAAUGACAUCAACCAACUCAUUGAUCUUUAUGAUAAAAAAGCCACAGCGUCCAUGUUCCUGGAGAAACAGAUAGGCAAAGUGGAUGGUGUUGUUUCUGGCUUUGAGGAGCAGCUAGCUAAAGACAGAGUCAUCCUUGAUGAAACAAACACUCUUCAGAGCCGCACCCAGAAGUUGCAGGUGUUGUGUUUUGGCAUGCUAAGGGACAGCACCUCACAGAGGGGUGAGCUGACUAAAUUAGGCAAAGAUCUGGACCUGGCAAAGCAAGCGGGCAGCACCCUGCAGCAGACCUUCAACGAGUUCUGCCCUGACAUCCGCCGCCAGGAAAACCAGGUGAAACAGCUGAAAAACCGCUACACAAACGUUAACAACCAGCUGCAGGAAAGGUCAGCUCUCCUGCAGAAAGCAAGCAGUAAGACUCAGGACUUCCAGAACGCUGUUCAGUCACUGGACUUUUUCUUGAUAAAUUUGCCAAACAACACGAGCAAACCCACAGACGACAUGGCCCAGAUAAGAGCCAAGCAGAACUCCCAGGAGAAAGUGGUGGAAGACAUCAAGAAGAAAUCUGGUGAUUUGGACCGAAUCAAGGAUCUGUCCCGGGACCUACAGGGGGUUUUAUAUGAUUAUGAAGUGAACUCAAACACCUACCGUGGCACCCUGAAUCUUUAUGAUAAGGACCAGGGUGACAGUGACGAUGAAACAGAUUUAAAGGAACACCAAACCUCUACUCUGGCGCAAAGUGUGGCGAGAACGGAGCAAGAUAUUCUGAACCUCUUCUCCGAGGUGUCUGCAGAGAACAGACAGAGGCUCAGUCAGCUGGAAACAGCGGAGAGCAUUAUGGCGAGGAAUGAAGACAAAGUCAGUCAGGUGGUUGUCAGUCAGCAACUGCAGCUGCAGAGCCAGAGGAAGGACCUGGAGCAAACCGACAGCAUGAAAAGAGAGCUAACUGAGGAGGUUGCCAGGCGGGCGCAUGCAGAGAAAGACCUGGAAACCUACCGUAACCGCUUUAUGUCUCUAAAGAGCAGGAGAGGGGUAGAGAGGCUGGAGGAAAAGGAGGUGGUGCAGUAUUACCGUGACCCCAGACUGGAGAAGGACCUCCAGUCUCUGAAAAGGAACAUUCAAGAUGAGGGAUUGAAACGGUCAAGAACCCAGUCUGAGAUCGAGGAGUUCAACGAGAAGAUCAGGAAGGUGACUUUAGAGCUGACCAAAACUGAACCCAAAAUGGUGACCAAAGUGCUGACUGAAUAUGAGAGAGACCCUCAGCUCGACAAAGAGGCGGCUAAGAUCCGAGAUGAGAUGCAGAGGAUACGCCUGGAGCUCCAAACGAGAGACACAGAGGCCAUACAUGUCAAAACGGAACUCACAACCCUUAGUCAGCAAAAGCCAAAAAUCAGAGAGAGGAUCGUCAAAAAGGAGGAACUCAGAGUGGAAAAGGAUCCAGAGAUGCUGAAGGCUGUUCUAAUGUUUCAGACAGAUAUAGCAGAGGAGGAAAUCCAGUGCAAGACACUUAACGAUAGUAUUUUCAGCAUACGGAGCCAGAUAAACACUUUGGAGAGGGUCAUCCCCACCAUCCAGCCCAAGAUUGUCACCAAGGUGGUGAAGCAAGUACAGCAAGAUCAGGAAAUGGUUGAGGAGUCAAACAGGCUAAGAAUGGGCCUGGAAGAGGAGAAGGAUGAGAAUGUUAUCCUGAUGAAGGACCUGACCACUCUUCAGCUGCGUUAUGACGAACUGGAGAAGCUCAGGCCCAAAGUUGAGGUCAAGGAGAUCAUCAAUGAGAUUUACAGAGUCGACCCUGAGACGGAGUUAGAGCUGGUGCGUCUAAAGAAAGUGCUCCAGGAUAAAGGCCGGGACCGAACCAACCUGGAGAAAGAGAUCGACACGGUGAUGGUAGCUCUGACUACCCAGCGCUCUCAGAAGCCCAAAGUAGAGUACAAAGAUGUGACGCAAGAGGUGAUCAAAGAAGAGAAGAGCCCAGAGGUCAUCAGGGAAUUGCAAAGGCUUAACAACCAAGUCGCCCGCCUGCAAGGCAACUACGACACCACCCUCGAGCUGGUCACCCGCCUGCGUAAGGAACGGGACCAGCUGAAAGCCGAAAAAUCCAUAGUGGAGACGAAGCUUGUGUCAAAGGAGGUCAUCAAGUACGAGAACGACCCUCUCCUGGAGAAAGAGGCCGACAGGCUUCGAAGGGACUUGAGAGAAGAGAUUCAGCAGCGUCGCAGCGUGGAAGAGUUUCUCUUUGAGCUCCAGAACAAGUACUUAACACUUGAGAGGCAGAGGCCCGAGGAGAAGAUCAUAAUGCAGGAGGUUGUGCAUGUUCAGAAGGACCCCAAGCAGAUCUUAGAGCACGAUCAGUUGAACAGGACCUUGGACGAUGAAAUGAAAGCACGCAGAAAACUGGAACUAGAGGUCAGACAGCUCAGAGCUCUGGUUCAAGAGAAAGAGACCAGUCUGGCUCAGAUGGACGACCGCCAAAAGAAGAUCCAAGUGGAGUCGGAGCUCAGGCAGAUCAAAUCUCGUAUUCUAGAGCUGGAGAACUCCCCAGCACCUGUUGAGGAAAAAAUCAUCAUCGAGGAGGUCCUGAAGGUGGAGAGGGACCCGAAGCUUGAAAAGCUCACUGAUGACAUACGCGCCAAUUUGGAGGCUGAAGUCAACAGCGUCAGCAGUCUAGAGAGUAAAGUUCGAAACCUCACGCUGAAGCUGGAAAUUCUGCAAAAAGAGAAGUCAGUUGAGAAGGUUAUUUACCGAGAAGUGGUUCGCAUAGAGAAAGACCCUGCGGUCGAAUCUGAGAGGGAACAUCUAAGAGAUCUAGUUGCCCAUGAGAAGAAUCUCAGAUUAAACCAGGAGGACGACAUCCAGAGCAUAAAAAUGAAGAUGAAUAAUCUGCAGACAUCAAAGUCCAUAACUUCUCAGGAGGAGUACACUUUCAUCUCAAACAGAGACGCUCUGCAAAGGGAGAAGGACGAUCUCCUGAAGCAACUCAAAACCCUGGAUUCCGAAAAACAAAGCAUCACGAUAACCUUCCAACAACAGUCCAAGCUGAUGAGUGAGAGGAGCCAGCUGGCCCGUCAGAGAAGCCUCAAGACGUCCACAGAGGUCCAGCAGCUGGAGAGAGACAUCCUGAAUGAAAAGGACAGAAUCCACCAGAAAGACACGCUCAUCGCCGAGCUGCAGAAAAGCAUUCAGACGGAGGAGCACUCCGAAACGCACACCAGGGAGACGAAUCUCUCAACCAAGAUCACCAUCCUGGACCCGGACACCGGUAAAGACAUGUCUCCCUACGAUGCCUACUUGCUAGGACUAAUCGAUCGAAACAAUUACCUUCAGCUGUCGCAGCUGGAGUGCGACUGGGAGGAGAUCACCUCAACCGGUCCAGACGGGGACGUCACGGUCUUGCAAGACCGAAAAAGCGGGAAGCAGUACUCGGUCAAGGAUGCUCUGAAGGCGGGCACCCUGACCCAGUAUGACGUGGAUCGCUACAAGCAAGGAAAGAUUCCCAUCUCCGAGUUUGCCCUCCUCGUGGCAGGGGAGGUCAAAAAGCCUUACAUUCCCUCACCCAGAUCUCCCACCAAGGCCACCCCGACCUCUCCCUUGAAAUCAAUGCCCACGCCCCUGCGGUCCUCCAGAGGCAGCCUGAACUCUUACAACAGUGGCAGUUUGAACAGCCUCCACGUGGUAACCAACGACGAGCACUUCCCGAUCUCGGGCAUAUUCGACACCACCACUGAGAGCCGCAUGUCCGUGAGAAGUGCGCACACGCGCAAACUCAUCGACGGCGAGACAGCCCUGAGGCUCCUAGAGGCGCAAGCCGCCUCCGGAGGUAUUGUUGAUCUGGGCAGAAAGGACAAGCUGUCCGUCCACAAGGCCGUCGAGCACAACCUCAUCGAUUCGAGUCAAAUGCACAAGCUCCUGAACGCCCAGAAGGCCUUCACCGGGGUUGAGGACCCCAUUACCAGAGAGCGUCUUGCAGUAGGUCAGGCAGCCCAGAAAGGGUACAUCCCGCAGGAGAACGCCAGGAGGUACAUCGAGGUGCAGUACCUGACCGGUGGACUGGUGGAUCCCAGUAAAGCAGGCCGCCAGACCGUCCAGGAGGCUCUGGCCCACAAUUUGAUCGACGGCCCCAUGGCGAGCCACCUGCAGGACGAGGCCUUCCACACCAAAGAGCUGCUCGACCCCCUCACCCAACAGAUGAUAUCUUACAAGGAGGCCAUGGAUCGCUGUCGGAGGGACGUGUCCACCGGACUCCUGCUGCUGCCCGCAGCCUCCACUGACCCCGAUAACGCCCCGUCGUACUCCAACUUCCGCUUCAGUUCCUGAACGAUACAUUUUCGAAACAACCUCCACCGCUCUGUAGCACUGCAGCUGAUGUGAACCGCAAAAAAACAAACAAAAAAAAACACUGAAAACCGUUUGUAUCCUUACACAUGUAUUUUGAGAACUUGAAUACUUUAUUUUUGUGGGGGGUGGAAAGGUAAAAAAUUGAUGUGUUUACUUAAGUACUUCCUUUCAUCUGCUGUUAAAAAAAAAAGACUUAAAAAUGGGAAAAGAGAAAAAGGGAAUUUUUUUUUUCAUGGUAAACUGUUUUUCUCAGAACUGUGAAGUUAAAUCAAUGAAGUAUAUAUUAAACAUAUGAAAAGCUUCACAGGACUUUGUCCGCCUCUUUUAUUCAGAAUAUGUUUGUGAGUCAAAUGCUGAAUACCAUCUACGCUUCAGGCAGAAAACGGCGCCA